AUGUCGUCGAUGACCACCCGGCCCGUGGUAGGCAAUGGACUUGCCUCAUGUUGCACCAUUGUAUCCAUUGCAGGUGUACUUGUCCUGACAGUCUUCGGUUGGGGCUUCUCGCACAACUGGGAAUCGUUUAUGGGUUCAACGGAAGACCCUGAGGAUGGCUGGGCCGCUGGUAUGACAUGCUAUGGUGCCGCAUUUGUAUACCUUCUAUUCAUUUUCUUCUGCGUAUGCCAGUUGGGUGUGAACCAGCGCUACCAGCGUAUCCAAAUUUAA
Messenger RNA from Malassezia pachydermatis, 270 nucleotides. RefSeq lists its product as hypothetical. The transcript has 2 exons. The coding region runs from base 1 to 270 and encodes 89 amino acids. Lineage: Eukaryota; Fungi; Basidiomycota; Malasseziomycetes; Malasseziales; Malasseziaceae. The record is from RefSeq and is a predicted model, not a curated record.